Messenger RNA from Salvia miltiorrhiza (redroot sage), 1122 nucleotides. RefSeq names its product NAC domain-containing protein 6-like. The record is from RefSeq and is a predicted model, not a curated record. NCBI's taxonomy places the organism in Eukaryota, Viridiplantae, Streptophyta, Magnoliopsida, Lamiales, Lamiaceae. Gene Ontology annotation, molecular function: DNA binding. Bases 187 to 936 code for a protein of 249 amino acids. The transcript is spliced from 3 exons. Gene Ontology annotation, biological process: regulation of DNA-templated transcription.
UGAGUGGUUUCCCUUUCCAUGACGAGAAUUAAAAAUCGAUAAAUUUGGUGCUUAUAUAAAUGAGGCAUGCUUUAGAGAUAUAUGUGUGCAUAAACAAACUUUGGGAGUGUAUUUGCGUCACAGUGCAUUGCAAGAAAGCGACAUUCACAAAAACAAAGGUGCAAGAAUUAGUGCAGCAGCAGAAUCAUGGAUGAAGAAUCUAAAUAUGAGCUGAAGCUGCCCGGAUUCAGAUUCCACCCAACCGAGGAAGAGCUCUUGAAUUUCUACCUCAAAAGCAUGGUUUUCGGGAAGAAAUUCCGCGGCGAUGUUAUCGGAUUUUUGAAUAUAUACAACUACGAUCCCAAAGAUUUGCCGAAGCUGGCGAAAACAGGGGAGAGAGAGUGGUACUUCUUCGUGCCUCGGGACAGGAAGCACGGCGGCGGAGGGAGGCCGAACCGCACGACGGCGAAGGGAUUCUGGAAGGCGACGGGUUCGGACAGGCAGAUUAUGGGCGGCUCGGAUCCGAAGCAGACGCUGGGGCUCAAGAAGACGCUGGUUUUUUACGAGGGCAGAGCGCCACGUGGCAGGAAGACCAACUGGAUCAUGAAUGAGUAUCGCCUCCCCGACAACUGCUCCGCCCCUAAGGACAUUGUUUUGUGCAAGAUAUACAUGAAGGCGACGUCGUUGAAGGUGCUGGAGCAGAGGGCUGCGAUGGAGGAAGGGGCCAAGACACACGCUUCUUCUUCGCUGGAUUCCGCCUCGUUGCAGUUUGAGGGGAAGGAGUUGAAGAGAGAGAGGGAGGAGAGAGAGAGCAGGCCUUGCUCGAGCUUGGUGUUGCCGAAUAACAUAGCAGAGCUGCAGGUGCCUAAGAUGAGCAUGGAUUGGAUGCACGACUCUUUCUGGACUAAUUUAAGCCCAUGGCUCGAUAACUUCACACCCUUCAUGCCACUGUGCUGAUUUUAUCAUUAUUCCACUUACUUUCAAGAAUUGCAUUAACAUAUAAAGUAAUCAAGAAAAUAGUUGCAAAGGCCUUCUUUCAUUGUGAGACUUUCCUCUGUUUUAAAUGUGCAAAUUUGGCCUACAAAUUGAUACUUUAUAUACAGAUGAAGGGACAAGACGAAUAAAAAAAUUUAAUUUUUUCAA